AUGUGCUUCCAAAAGGUGGGUUAUUUGCUAUUUGCGCUUAUAACUAAUUUACUACUUAGUGGUCAAUAUGGGAAUUGCAAUCGUAUUAUUGGUCAUAAUCAUAUUCAUAAUAAGUCACACACUCAUCACUUAGCCACUAAAAGACUUAACCAAAGUGGUUUUGUUCAACGAAGUGGAAUCCAUUUUAUUCUUAACGGGAAAUCAUUAUACUUGAAUGGUUUCAAUUCCUAUUUUUUAAUGAACAUAGCAACGGACCCAUCUACAAAGUCCAAAGUUACUACAAUUUUUCAAGAAACUUCUAAACACGGUUUAAAUUUAGCAAGAACAUGGGCCUUCAAUGAUGGAGAUUAUAAACCUCUUCAAAUUUCCCCCGGUACUUAUGAUGAGGAUGUAUUUAAGGGAUUGGAUUUUGUGGUAUCGGAAGCAGGGAAAUAUGGAGUGAAAUUGAUAUUAAGCUUAGUGAAUAAUUGGAAUGAUUAUGGUGGAAAAAAUAAAUAUGUGAAAUGGGGAAAAGAACGAGGCCAAAACGUGAACAACGAUGAUGAUUUCUACAUAAAUCCCGUUGUUAAGCAAUAUUACAAAAAUCAUGUGAAGGCUAUUUUGACGAGAAAAAAUAGUAUUAAUGGAUUGGCAUAUAAAGACGACCCUACUAUUUUUGCAUGGGAGCUUAUAAAUGAACCUCGUUCUCAAAAUGACUCUUCCGGCAAAUUAAUUCAGGAUUGGGUGAGUGAGAUGGCUGCAUAUGUGAAGUCUAUUGAUAGCAACCAUUUACUAGAAGUUGGGCUUGAAGGAUUUUAUGGUGAAACAACUUCUCGAAACAAACCUGGUUAUUAUAACGUUGGAACUGAUUUCAUUUCCAAUAACAAAGUUCCACAAAUUGAUUUUGCCACCAUUCAUCUCUACCCUGACCAAUGGGUAUCAAGCACAAAUGAAACAGCACAAGAUGAAUUUGUUGACACGUGGGUCAAAGACCAUAUUCAAGACUCAAAUGACGUUUUAAAAAAGCCAAUUCUGAUAACCGAGUUUGGAAAGUCUUCAAAAUCUAGUGGAUAUAGCCUGGAUAAGAGGAAUAGUUACUUCAGUAAGUUAUACAAUUUCGUAUACAGUAGCGCUAGUAAUGGGGGCCCAUGUGUUGGUGGGCUUUUCUGGCAGUUUAUGGCCCAAGGAUUGGAUAACUUGCAUGAUGGCUAUGAAGUCAUAUUUGAGAAUGAUCCUUCAACUGCUACUGUUGUUAGUCAACAAUCUAAGAGAAUGUCAAAUCUUAAAUAGUUUACUUCCAUAAUAAUGUCAGAAAAGCAUUCUUUCCCGGUUCUAAAUUGAUCC
Messenger RNA from Cicer arietinum (chickpea), 1323 nucleotides. Its product is annotated as mannan endo-1,4-beta-mannosidase 4-like. Gene Ontology annotation, biological process: polysaccharide catabolic process. The record is from RefSeq and is a predicted model, not a curated record. NCBI's taxonomy places the organism in Eukaryota, Viridiplantae, Streptophyta, Magnoliopsida, Fabales, Fabaceae. Gene Ontology annotation, molecular function: mannan endo-1,4-beta-mannosidase activity.